AUGCUAAUAAUCAGUUCACUCAAUUAUCAACUUGAAGGUAAUUCGAUUGCAGGAUUGGUAAGUUUAAAAGCUGUCACAAUAUCACCAUCUUUUACCCAUCUGAAUAACAAUUCAUUAAAAUUUUAUAAUGUGCUUUCCACUGUCACUGAUAGAUCAUUGCAAGAACCUCAAAAUUUUUAUGUUGAAUGGCCACCUGAGUUUGAUUUUGAAGUUCUCUUUAAAAACCGAAAGAGAAAUAAAACCCCAAAUGAUUUCAUUCUUUUUCGUACCAAAUAUUUAGAAGGUCUCCAGCGAUGCGGGGUUAAUCGUAAGAUGACUAUCGUAAGUAAAAUGGCUUCAGCAGCUUGGAAAAAGCUAUCUGAAGAUAGGAGAAACAAAUAUAAAUCCAUAUCGUAUAAGGCAAGUCUUUACUGGGCCAAAUGGGAUCCAAAACGAAGUAAAAGAUCCGGUAUUAAAAAGUUAAGCCAUAAACUAAAUAAAAGACCCAACGCUAAAAAUCAAAGCGAUCAUGAGCAAGAACCUCAGCAGCAUGAACCUCAGGAACAAAAAUCUCAAGAGCAAGAACCUCAUGAGCAGCAAAAACCUCGGCAACAGGCUGCAGAUACGGCCCCAGAUAGUUUAAAUAUUUCAAAAUUUUUCGUAGAUUUUACUGAUGCAAAUUUUGAAACUACUUCUAUUUUUCUUGAAUGA
Molecule: messenger RNA, 690 nt
Organism: Ambispora gerdemannii
Lineage: Eukaryota; Fungi; Glomeromycota; Glomeromycetes; Archaeosporales; Ambisporaceae
Source: the annotation of a GenBank genome assembly